Messenger RNA from Caenorhabditis bovis, 360 nucleotides. The record is from the annotation of a GenBank genome assembly. NCBI's taxonomy places the organism in Eukaryota, Metazoa, Nematoda, Chromadorea, Rhabditida, Rhabditidae.
AUGGCGGCUUCUCCAACAUCUUAUGUCAUGUAUUUAAUACUUCGGAGAGAUCUUACAACGAAAUUGAAUUGGCCGGUUGGUGCUGUGUGUACGCAGGCGGCACAUGCAGCAAGUGCCGCUAUGUGGAUUUUUAGAAAUGAUCCAAACACUGAAGUGUAUACUAGUAAUCUUGAUUCAAUGCACAAAGUUACAUUAGGGGUGGAUUCAGAAGAAGAAAUUAAGAAAAUUGCCGAAAAACUGGAGUUUAAAAAAAUCGAUCAUAAGGUUUGGAUUGAAGACGGAUUCCCAGUAUGUAUCGCACUUAAACCAUAUCCAAAAGAGGAGGUUAAAAACGUUGUUCGAGGACUUAAAUUAUUUUAA